Eucalyptus grandis is the source of this 807-nucleotide messenger RNA. RefSeq lists its product as hypothetical. The transcript has a single exon. The record is from RefSeq and is a predicted model, not a curated record. The coding region runs from base 184 to 594 and encodes 136 amino acids. Lineage: Eukaryota; Viridiplantae; Streptophyta; Magnoliopsida; Myrtales; Myrtaceae.
UGAAGGGAACAAGAGGCCGGCUAAUUGAAGCAGAACCCUAGCCUUGGUGGUGAAUACGGAGCACACUCCUAGCUUGACCCCCGUAUAAAUCCCAUCCCAUCCACUCGAAUAGCACACAAACCUCUCAUUCCCUCACAUUUGACACUCAACAAAACUUAGAUACCAACCUUUAAGAAUCCAUCCAUGGCGGAGAAAGAAGGAGGAAUCGUCAAGAAAGGUCACGAGGAAGGCAUGAAGAUGGCAGUCUCAAUCCUCGCGGAGUUUGAGCUACCGCUUGGCCUCCUCCCCCUCGCUGAAGUUGUUGAGGUCGGGUUUGUGCGCAGCACGAGAUACAUGUGGAUUGUGCAGAAGAAGAAGGUGGAGCACUCGUUCAAGAUGGUGAGCAAGCUCGUGAAAUAUGACACCGACAUCACCGGCUACGUCGAAAAGAAGAGGAUCAAGAAGCUCAAGGGCGUCAAGGCCAAAGAGCUCAUUCUGUGGCCCCCAGUGAGCGAGAUCACCGUUGACGACCCACCAACCGGGAAAAUCCACUUCAAGAGCCUUGCCGGGAUCACCAAGACCUUACCAGUUGAGGCAUUCGCUGCGGGGCAGUGAAGGGAUCUGUUGGAGUUUCGAGCACUGAGUUGUGUUACAAAACUCAUUGUCAUAGAAGAAGAAAGAGCAAAGCAUGUGGCCAUGCGAGGCCAUAUAUUCCCUAUUACUGUCUCGAGUUUGGUUUCUGUUUUGUUCUGCGUAUUUUUCUUAUCAAGGAUUUGAUUAGUGUUCGUAACGGCUUUGUUUAUUGCACGUUCUUAUUUCGAUUGAUUA